Gopherus flavomarginatus (Mexican gopher tortoise) is the source of this 930-nucleotide messenger RNA. RefSeq names its product chromatin assembly factor 1 subunit A-like. The record is from RefSeq and is a predicted model, not a curated record. Bases 73 to 804 code for a protein of 243 amino acids. The transcript is spliced from 2 exons. Lineage: Eukaryota; Metazoa; Chordata; Testudines; Testudinidae.
GUUUUAGGGGUCUGCACCACCACUACCCCACCCCUGUCCGUGGAUUCCGAGGUGGGGGUUGUAAUCUCAACCAUGGCUGAGGAUUCUGUGGAGGGGGAAGAUGAGGAGGAGGAGGAGGAGGAGGAGGAAGAGGAGGACGACCUUGCAGCGAGCACACAGCACUCCGUUAGCCCCAACAGCCAGGAGCUUUUUGUGACCCAGACGGAAUUACCCUCCCAGCCCUCCCAAGCCACUAGCCCAGACAGUGAAGCCAUAGAAGCGACCUCUGCUGCACAUUUUUCAAGCCUCCCUACUCCAUCCCAAAGGCUCUCUCAGAUAAGGUGGAGGAAAAAGAAGAUGCGAGACGAAAUGUUCUCGGAAAUCAUGGAAGUAACCCGCAAUGAAAGAGCUCAUCUGAAUGAGUGGAAGGAUGUGGUAGCAAAGUACAGGAAAGAUGCCAGUGAAUGUGAGGAUAGGAGGGACCAACGUGAGGAUAGGAGGGACGAACGUGAGGAUAGAAGAGACGCUCGAGAUGAGAGGUGGCGGCAGGAAGAUCUGAGGUGUAGGCAGGAAGAUCAGCGGUGGCGGGAUGCAAUGCUGGAGCUGCUGCAUGAUCAAACUGAUAUCCUCCGAUGUCUGGUGGAUCUUCAGGAAGAGCAGCGGGGUCACAGAGUGCCGCUGCAGCCCCUGUGUAACCACCCUCACCACUCACCAUGUUCCAUAUCUUCCUCACCCAGACGUGUAAGAACGCGUGGGGGAAGGCUUCGUGCACCUGCCCACUCCACUCCCGUGGACAGUCCAACCAAAAGGCUGUCAUUACAUUGAAAUGUGUUUAAUGGCCUUUUCCUUCCCUCCUAUCCUCCUCCCAAACCACACCCGGGAUACCUUGUCAGUUCUCUGCCUCUUUUUAUAAUUACUUUUUAAUAAUGAAUACAUGAUUUUUAAACGAUA